Molecule: messenger RNA, 1985 nt
Organism: Diabrotica virgifera virgifera (western corn rootworm)
Lineage: Eukaryota; Metazoa; Arthropoda; Insecta; Coleoptera; Chrysomelidae
Gene: Idh
Product: isocitrate dehydrogenase [NADP] cytoplasmic
Exons: 6
Coding region: 232-1458 (408 amino acids)
Biological process (GO): isocitrate metabolic process
Cellular component (GO): mitochondrion; peroxisome; cytosol
Molecular function (GO): NAD binding; magnesium ion binding; isocitrate dehydrogenase (NADP+) activity
Source: RefSeq, a predicted model, not a curated record
AAAAGUAUCUUGGACAGCUACAAAGUUCCACGAAUUUGUAAUUCCCUUCCAGUUGUCAAAGUUGAUCUUUGACACCUUAUGUCAAACCCCUCUUUCUUUUUGGUUUUGCUGCUCUGAAUAAAAAUCAAAAUUAUUUUUCCACGUAUUCAGUUUGUGUUUGCGUGUCUUAGGGAGUCUACACAUUCGGCAGAUAAGUAUUUGUUGUAUUCCACUUGUACUAAAAAUACUAAAAUGGGAAAAAUUAAGGCCGGUACCGUUGUGGAUAUCCUAGGAGAUGAAAUGACCAGGAUUAUCUGGGAUGCCAUCAAAGAAAAACUAAUCCUUCCCUAUUUGGACAUUGAUCUAAAAGUAUACGAUUUAGGAAUAGAAAACCGUGAUAAAACUAAUGACCAAGUAACAAUAGACUGUGCUGAAGCCAUAAAGAAAUACAAUGUUGGAAUCAAAUGUGCCACUAUCACCCCUGAUGAAAACAGAGUGAUUGAGUUCAAAUUGAAGCAGAUGUGGAAGAGCCCUAAUGGUACCAUAAGAAAUAUCCUAGGAGGUACAGUCUUCAGAGAACCAAUCAUCUGCAAAAAUAUCCCUAGGUUGGUUAGGGGAUGGGACAAUCCUAUUAUCAUUGGAAGACACGCUCACGCAGACCAAUACAAAGCUACCGAUGUUAUCAUUCCUAGUGCUGGUAAAUUGGAAUUAAUUUUCACUGGUGCCAGCGGUGAUACUCAGAAAUAUGUAGUUCACGACUACAAGGGGCCUGGUGUUGCAAUGGGAAUGUUUAACACCGAUGAUUCCAUCGUAGCAUUCGCUCAUUCUUCAUUCAAAUACGCUCUCGAGAGAGGAUAUCCUCUGUACCUCAGUACCAAAAACACCAUUUUGAAAAAAUACGAUGGUCGCUUCAAGGAUAUCUUCCAGGAUAUCUACGAUCGCGAAUACAAAUCUAGCUACGAAGCUAAGAAGAUUUGGUAUGAACAUCGAUUGAUCGAUGAUAUGGUUGCCUAUGCUAUGAAAUCCGAGGGUGGAUUUGUGUGGGCCUGCAAGAAUUAUGAUGGAGAUGUGCAAUCUGAUUCAGUCGCUCAGGGUUAUGGAUCUUUGGGUCUGAUGACAUCAGUUCUGAUUUCCCCCGACGGUAAAACAGUUGAAGCCGAAGCUGCACACGGUACAGUAACAAGACAUUUCCGAAUGCACCAACAAGGCAAAGAAACCUCCACCAAUCCGAUCGCUUCCAUUUUUGCUUGGACCAGAGGACUUCUUCACAGGGCCAAAUUGGACAACAACCAAGAAUUGAAUAAGUUCGCCCAUGCUCUUGAACAAGUUUGCGUUGAAACCAUCGAAUCCGGCAGCAUGACCAAAGAUUUGGCCAUCUGCAUCAAGGGCAUGAGCAAAGUAACCAGAGAAGAUUAUCUGGAGACCUUCGAAUUCAUCAACAAAUUGGCAGAGAACCUUAAAAAGAAGCUUAACGCUUAAAACGUUUAUUCCUAUGCAAUCCAACUUGAAAAGGCGUAUAUCUGGAAAAUGGAAAAAGAUUGUUUUGUGUAUUUUGUACCAACGAAACUUAUUUGAUUUAUUGUACGAUAAAACUAUAGAUUUGUUGUGUACAUAUUUGUCGAAGUUUUUUUGUCUUAGUUUAUAUUAACUUCCAGUACAUUUUACACUAAUUUUACACCAUGAAACCACUAAUACAGUAAUAAUCCAUUACAAAACCGCAACCAUAAACUAUAUAAUUUGCAGAAAAUAUAAUUUUCUUCAAAUACCAUGUUAUUAUUUAUUUAAAAAUUUGUUGUUAAUUAAUAUAUUAUAUUAUUUAUGUGUUUUAUUUAGUCUUUUUCCAGUUUUACAUUGUAAACGAAAUACAUCUUUUUCGCUAUUUUUAUACUUUAGAAGUAUUUUUAAAAAGUAUUUUAAGCAUUUUGAUAAACACAUAUUGUGACGUUUUUAAAAAAUCAUUGUAAACGGGCGAGGCUGAUUUUAUUUUAUUAAAAAUUUAAAAAGAG